Rosa chinensis is the source of this 1585-nucleotide messenger RNA. Its product is annotated as 26S proteasome regulatory subunit 10B homolog A. Bases 93 to 1295 code for a protein of 400 amino acids. NCBI's taxonomy places the organism in Eukaryota, Viridiplantae, Streptophyta, Magnoliopsida, Rosales, Rosaceae. The transcript has 10 exons. Gene Ontology annotation, biological process: positive regulation of RNA polymerase II transcription preinitiation complex assembly. Gene Ontology annotation, cellular component: cytosolic proteasome complex; proteasome regulatory particle, base subcomplex. The record is from RefSeq and is a predicted model, not a curated record. Gene Ontology annotation, molecular function: ATP binding; ATP hydrolysis activity; proteasome-activating activity.
CUUUAUUAGACGCCCGCAGCAGCUCUCAGAUUUCUUCUUCUUCUCCCCAAAAACCUCGAGAACCCAUUACUCCUCCCCAGCACCGCUGCGCGAUGACGUCGACAGAGACAGACGACGCCGUACGACGUCGCACCGCCAUCACCGAUUACCGGAAGAGGCUGCUCCAGCACAAGGAGCUCGACUCCCGAGUCCGCGCAGUGCGGGAAAACUUGAGAGGAGCUAAGAAGGAGUUUGGGAAAACUGAAGAUGAUUUGAAGUCGCUUCAAAGCGUUGGUCAGAUUAUAGGGGAAGUUCUGAGACCUCUCGAUAAUGAACGCUUGAUAGUGAAGGCGAGUAGUGGCCCUAGGUAUGUGGUUGGCUGUCGCAGUAAAGUGGACAAAGAAAAACUGACAGCGGGCACUCGGGUUGUUUUGGAUAUGACUACUCUGACUAUCAUGAGGGCUCUUCCAAGAGAGGUUGAUCCAGUAGUGUAUAAUAUGCUUCAUGAAGAUCCCGGUAAUGUUAGCUACUCCGCUGUGGGAGGGCUAGGAGACCAGAUCCGGGAGCUUAGGGAAUCUAUAGAGCUGCCUCUAAUGAACCCUGAGCUCUUCCUUAGAGUUGGCAUCAAACCACCCAAGGGUGUUCUUCUCUAUGGACCUCCGGGUACAGGGAAGACAUUGCUAGCCAGAGCAAUUGCGAGCAACAUAGAUGCUAACUUUCUAAAGGUUGUAUCAAGCGCCAUUAUUGAUAAGUACAUUGGUGAAAGUGCAAGAUUGAUAAGGGAAAUGUUUGGUUAUGCUCGUGAUCACCAGCCCUGUAUCAUUUUUAUGGAUGAGAUCGAUGCCAUCGGUGGACGGCGUUUUAGCGAGGGGACCAGUGCAGACCGUGAAAUCCAACGAACACUCAUGGAGUUGCUUAACCAGUUAGAUGGAUUUGAUCAACUUGGGAAGGUGAAAAUGAUAAUGGCAACAAAUAGGCCUGAUGUUUUAGAUCCUGCACUUCUCCGACCUGGGAGACUAGACCGGAAAAUAGAGAUUCCAUUGCCUAAUGAACAGUCAAGAAUGGAAAUUCUUAAAAUUCAUGCUGCCGGAAUAGCUAAACAUGGGGAAAUUGAUUAUGAGGCAGUUGUGAAGCUUGCUGAGGGCUUUAACGGAGCAGAUCUGCGGAAUGUCUGCACUGAAGCUGGGAUGUCUGCGAUCCGUGCUGAACGUGAUUAUGUCAUUCAUGAAGACUUCAUGAAGGCUGUAAGAAAAUUGAACGAAGCCAAGAAGCUGGAAUCAAGCGCACACUAUAAUGCUGAUUUUGGAAAGGAAUGAGGCUGACUUUCAAUUAGGCCAAAGAGUUACUAAGAGAGACUCCAAGCAUGUGCUGUCUGUUGGACUGUUUUAUUUAUGAAAAUGUGGAAGGUGGUACUGCAAUUUAGGUUUCAGAGAUAUCUAUUACCGCCCCCGUUCCAUUUAGACAACAUUUACUCAUGAGUUCAUUAGAUUUUCGUAUUAUUGUUGAACAGUCGUUUGUUGCCUACUUUACUGUACUUUUAAGACAUCUUGUGUAGUUAAUAUCAGUGUUGGCUCGCAAUUAAAUUGUUUCUCUGAUUUUCACACAA